Molecule: messenger RNA, 1774 nt
Organism: Aphanomyces astaci
Lineage: Eukaryota; Oomycota; Saprolegniomycetes; Saprolegniales; Verrucalvaceae
Exons: 1
Coding region: 100-1656 (518 amino acids)
Molecular function (GO): protein binding
Source: RefSeq, a predicted model, not a curated record
GGGAGGGCAAGUGUUUCAAUAGACAUUCACGUGCUGAGAGGACAUCGUUGUGGCCAUUCGUCGUCGACUGCUUGGUUGGCAGACGACACCGUAGAUACUAUGUCUACGAUUCUUCACGGCAACCAACGCAGCGUUAGCCACAACAUGGCCCAGCAGCGCCGCAGCAUCAGCUACACCAGACGAAGCCUGAGAGACCACCACCACAACGACAACCUGUCGUCGAGUCCUGGGUCGCCGUUCAAAGCCUUCUUUGCAUCGCAAGAGUUCUCCGCAGACGAUUAUCCGUCCCCUGACCCGCAACUCGCACCGCCCAACCAUGACGACCCACCGCCGCCACGUGGUCCACGGCUCACGCACUCGUCAACCAACAGCUGGCCGUACCCGUGGGAGGCUCCGCCGGUGCUGCCUCACGAAGCAGAGCGACUGAACGUCCUCGACAGCUACGAAGUGCUGGACACGACACCUGAGCACGUGUUCGACAUGCUCUGCGCCAUGGUGGUGAAAGCUCUCAAAGUUCCCAUCGGCGGCAUUUCCUUCCUCGACAAGUCGCGCCAGUGGUGCAAGAGCAGCAUCGGACUCAAGCAGACCGUCAUCCCACGCAACGUGGCGUUCUGCGCGCACACGAUCGCGUCGCCGUCGCCGCUGGUCGUGCUGGACGCAUCCCUUGACAAGAGGUUUUACAUGAAUCCGCUCGUGACGGGUCCGGCCAACUUGCAGUUUUACGCCGGCGCCCCGCUCGUAAACCCCGCUGGGUUCGUCCUGGGCACCGUGUUUGUGUAUGGCCACAAUGCGGAAGAGGCUGUGGACGUGGCGAUUCUCGUCAAGAUUGCCAAAAUGGCCAUGAACCACCUCGAAGACCGCCGACGGGCAGCCGUGAGCGAAGUGCGGGGGGCCCCGCCCCCCCAUCGGCACCUCCGCCAGCCAUCCUCCAUCCACCAGUACCAACCGUUCAACCACCACACGGUCCACCACGAGUCGGGCGUCCCCCCGCCGCCCCACGCCCUCCCCUUGAACCCCCGCCAAGAAGCCCUGCGCACCCUGGACAUUCUCGACAUGCCGUCCGAGCUCGUGUUCGAUCGGAUCAGCGGGCUCGCGUCCACGUUGAUGCAGUGCCCCAUCGCCGGCGUGUCACUUCUGGACGAGGACAAGCAGUGGUUCAAGGCUUCGCAUCUGGGCGACGACGACACCGUCGACUUGGCCGACGUCGCCGAGUUCUGCGUGCAUGUCGUGGCGUCCACGCGGCCGCUGGUUGUGCUCAACGCGGCAGACGACGCCCGCUUCCGCAAGCACCCGCUCGUGAAACGGCGGACCAACCCCGUCCGGUUCGUGGCGGCGGUGCCCGUCGUCACCGCGGACGGACAUGUCAUUGGUACUGUGUUUGUGAUGGACACGGUGGUGCGCCAAGCCGGACACGUUGACCUGCGCUCCCUCCAGCGACUCGCCAAGGUCGCCAUGUUGCACUUGAGUCAGCGGAUAACGUACGCCGUGACGCCCAUCGUGGACUACAGCUCGUUCCUGGACGAACGGGCGCACGUGUACGAUCCGAAUGACGUGGCAGCACUACAAUCCAGCGCCACGGCAGGCAGCCGCAAGCAGCCGGGGGGGUUCCAGCGCCUGCGGACGCGGUUCCUGUCGCGGUUCUUUGGCCGGCAGUAGCAUACCUGACCGAGAAAUAGAUAGAGAAGAACAACAUAUUUAGAUUAUUUUGCCUAUUAAUUAUUGUAGAUUCGGGACGAAUUUAUUUCCGGACCCGCGCAAUCGAAUCUUACUGAAC